Molecule: messenger RNA, 1170 nt
Organism: Sitophilus oryzae (rice weevil)
Lineage: Eukaryota; Metazoa; Arthropoda; Insecta; Coleoptera; Curculionidae
Gene: Tsen2
Product: tRNA-splicing endonuclease subunit Sen2
Exons: 3
Coding region: 269-1144 (291 amino acids)
Biological process (GO): tRNA splicing, via endonucleolytic cleavage and ligation; tRNA-type intron splice site recognition and cleavage
Cellular component (GO): tRNA-intron endonuclease complex
Molecular function (GO): nucleic acid binding; tRNA-intron lyase activity
Source: RefSeq, a predicted model, not a curated record
UGUCAAGUCAAAUCACAAGUCAAAUCAAACGGGUCGAGACGAGAAAUAACAAAUAGCAUCAAAUGUGGCAUCAAAAUAAUCAAAAUGAAAUACUGUUAUAUAAAAUAUUUUUAAAAAUUAACUGUUUAGGUAAUACGUGGUAAUACCACUGUUUACAGAGUUUUUGGCACAAGUAGGUCUUUAUAUUUGCGGCGUGAAAUAUCUAUUAUAUUUUGCUUGGUAACAUAAACUCUGGAGUUCUCUAUUCUAGUAUAUUUUCGAAUUUAUUAUGGCAAUUGAGCCAAAAUUAAAGCGGCACUGCAAAUUACAUCAGAAUUUGCAAUUUCCCGUAAUAAUAACUAAGAAUAAUUCUAUAGAAAAAGCUAAAGGUGUUUUUAAUGGAUUUUCUGUAAGUAUUGGCAAUACAGAAGACAUAAAUAUUCUGAUUUCGAUGGGAAAUUUUGGUAAAGCUAAUUUUUCAAGAAGCUAUCCCCAGUUUGUCAAGGCAAAUGAAUCUAAAAUAAUUCGUGACAGGCAACUGAAACAUAGAAAAUAUUUUUCUAUUCAAGGUGAAUUGUUAAAUAAAAAGAAACCUGACAAACUUAUAGUCAUUCCUGAUAGUGAUUCUGAGAAUGAUUAUUUUAUAAAUUUAAAACCUGAAUUUAAAUUGGAUUAUUCAGAAAUAGUAGAAAAGGUUUGGCUUUCAUUAGAAGAGGCGUUUUUCCUCUCGAGUGUUAUUAAGUGUCUUAGUGUCACAUAUAAGAAUGAAUACUUAAAUAUUGAUCAGAUGUGGGAUCUUUUUAGCAAAUUGCAACAUAAUUUUAUUAGGAAUUACUUGGUAUAUUAUUAUUAUAGAAGUAAAAAUUGGGUAGUAAAACCAGGAAUCAAAUUUGGAGGUGAUUUUUUACUUUAUAAACAAGGCCCAUCCUAUUAUCAUGCUAGCUACAUUAUUCUGUUAGAGAGUAUUGACAAAACGGAAGCAGAUAGAAACUUUGAUAGUGUAUCUUUACUAGGACUGAAUAGAUUAUGCGAAAGCACUGCAAAGGAGUUAAUUAUAUGCAGAGUCAAAUUGCCAAAAGAGGUGACUUAUAAUAAUUUAGAAAAUAUUGAUAUACAGGAAAUACUAGUUCAAAGGUGGAUUCCAUCUGAAAAACAUGAUAACUAAUUAUAUAUUUAUUGGAAUAUACUACU